AUGAUGAUAAUGAUGCGCCGUGUGAUGUGUGUGUUGGCCGUUGUGCUGUGCUGCGCCUGCGGGUAUACCAUGACGGCUGCUGCUGCUGUUGAUAAUGACAGUCCCAGUGGCCGUGGUGUAUCCCGUGGGGCUGUGGAGGUGUCGUGCGGGGCCGGCGGUGCGCUGCGUGUACGCCCCGCUGCUGAGAGCGAGUGGCUUACAUGCGGUGCGGGCAGCCGUGUGUCUGCAUGUGGGAAGUACGCAGACCUCUGCCGCCAGCGUACCGCAAGAGCAGCACCAACAACAAGAAAAACAACCAUUGCUAAUACUGGUAAUGCUGGACAGCCAAAGGCGGUGAUGGCUUCUGAUGGUAGUGGUAGUAGUAAUGGUGGUGGUGUUUUUUCAACAAUUCUGAAUGGUUAUCAUACAGGAGUGUGGGAUCUCGAUGUUAUUAAGAAUACAUCAGUACCACCAAUAUCUACUGAUCCAGAUUCAAAAGUAUCUGUACCGCCUGUGGUGAAGGUGCCAGACACAUCACACAAAGGUAAGGACAUGGAAGAUAGAAUUUCUGGUCAGGACUCUGGUGAUGUUGAGAUUCCGGGAGAAACAGUGUUACGAGAUAUUUCAGAUGCUGUCCCACCUCCAUUGGACAAACCAGGUAUUUUUGAUGCCAGUACUUCUAAUGCUGCUAUCUCUCAAGGAGAGAGAAAUAAUUCUUCAGAAGGGAGUAAAUUAGAAGUUACAGCAGCUGCAGAAAUUGUAACCUUAGAGAGUAAGGCUGCAGAGACCAAGUCAUCAGCUAACGUUUCUACAGAUUCACACAACGCACAAGAAGAGGGUUCUGAAGUACCGGUAACGGUUUCAUUACCUGCUGAGACAUCCUCAUCUGGAGAUGCUGUUCCUAAACAGAGUACUCCACAAGCUCAUUCGGAAAGUACCACUGAAGGUGGUGAUGGAAAUCGCACAAACCAACCUACUAGAGCUGCUGAUACGAAUGCUACAGCAGAAUCACAGGAAACUACUUCCACUAUUCCACCAAGUACCGAGAACAUUACCACAGAAGCACCAACCACCACUCCAUCUACGAGCACCGAGAACACUACCACAGAAGCACCAAUCACCACUCCAUCUCCUGCACCUGUACCCAAUGCAGAGAUCAGCAACACCAUCGCUUCCACUGUACAGAAGAAGGCUAAUGUUGACAGCAGUAUCAGUCCUGUGUGGAUGCGCACUACAGCACCGCUACUGAUUGUGGCUGUGUUGUUCUCCAUUACUGUGUACUGA
Messenger RNA from Trypanosoma theileri, 1263 nucleotides. RefSeq lists its product as uncharacterized. Bases 1 to 1263 code for a protein of 420 amino acids. The transcript has a single exon. The record is from RefSeq and is a predicted model, not a curated record. Lineage: Eukaryota; Euglenozoa; Kinetoplastea; Trypanosomatida; Trypanosomatidae.